Molecule: messenger RNA, 1946 nt
Organism: Gavialis gangeticus (Gharial)
Lineage: Eukaryota; Metazoa; Chordata; Crocodylia; Gavialidae
Gene: N4BP2L1
Product: NEDD4 binding protein 2 like 1
Exons: 4
Source: RefSeq, a predicted model, not a curated record
CUUGAUCUGAAGUUAUAUGAUAAAAGAAUAUAUUUAAAAGUACUAAUAUUUUACUUCCCAUUUUUCAGACAACUGAAACAUGAAUUCUCCAGUGCUGUGAUUCUUAGCACUGAUGACUUUUUCAUCGAAGAUGGCGUCUACCAGUUUGAUCACAGAUUGCUAGAGGAAGCACAUACAUGGAACCAAAAGAGAGCACGCAAAGCAAUGGAGAAUGGGAGAUCCCCGGUUAUUAUUGAUAAUACGAACAUCCGUGCUUGGGAAAUGAAGCCAUAUGUGAUCAUGGCACUUGAGAAUGGCUAUGAAGUUACAUUCCGAGAACCAGAAACACAAUGGAAAUUCGAUGUUCAGAAGUUGGCAAGAAGGAACACUCAUCAGGUCCCAAGAGAAAAAAUACAGCGGAUGAAAGAACAGUAUGAGCAUGGUGUUACCAUCGAAACUGUGCUUCAGUCUGAACAACCCAGGAGAGAUGUUGGAAAUUGUAGUGGACCAAAUGCAGCUCUCAGCACUGGGGCUUACUCCAAUUCACAUCCAGCAUUUUCAAACAGAAGAGCAUAUGACACACAUACGAGUCAAAGAUCAUAUAACAGGAGAGGUGGAUUCCACAACGUAUUUUAGUAUUUCACCAAUGUAUGAAAGACGAUUUUGCAGUUCUCCAAGCCAUUUUUUACUGAGUUUUGGGGGGUUUUUUCAUUUUACUAAAUCUUUAAAUCAGGUAUCGAUGCUUUUAAUUUACAUACUGUAAUGCAAGAUCAUUCAGUUAUGGAAUCUAAGACUACUGAGCCCACAGUAAACUCUUCCCUUUCCCACUAAACCCAUGUUUGUUAGUUUCCCUCAUUUUGUCACGUCAUAUCCCUAGACUGUUAAUUCUCCAGGGCAGGUUUGGUGCCUGUAACCUGCCAUGUUACUUGUAUUGCAACUUGUCUCCCAGACCCACUCUCUCUCCUUUUUCCCUCGUGUCCAGUCUCUCACUAAACCAGCCUCUUCUUUGUCUCUAAUACUUUCCAGUUCCAACCUUUCUUCAAAGUUCUUGGGACCAAACCCUUGUUCAGGCUGUGGUCAUUUCUAGUCUCCUCACUUUCUUACGCCUGGUCUCCUGGCUUCACCAUUCUUCUCUUUCUAGCUUUCCCAAACCUUAGCUAACAGUGUACAGUGCUCUUUGAAUCCCUCUACUGGUUUCCUGUCUUACUGCUGUAAAAAGGAUCAACAUAACCAUCUGUCCACCCAUGUCUUUUGUUACCUUAAUUCAGGCUUUUCUUACGCUUCAUUUUACUUUCCACCCUGGCUCCUCCAUACACCCAGACAAUAUCUCUGUCUUUAUCUGCCAAGUGCUACCUCUCCUCCUUCAGAUCCCAUUAACAGGCUGUCCUCCCUUUUCUCAUUAAUAGUCACUGCCUCACUUCUCUUUUCCUGAACUGAUAAUCUGUAUAUCUUGCCUUGUACUGUAAAGUUUUAAGAAUAGGGGCAUCUUUGUUUUAAAAUGUAGUAUAAAUUAGUGCCAUCACAUACAAUGGUUUAUUAAUAGUGGAAAAAGAAAAAAAUAUACACAGUGGAGACCAUCACAAGCCAUGAGAACUUGAGUGAUGCAUUAAAGACAACUGAAUGAGGCACUUGUCUUUCAACAUAAAUGCUGACAGGGCAGAGCUUUAUUGUGUGCAAUGUAUGCACUUGGUGCAAAACAUCUGUUGGGUAUAUUUAACCAUGCAUCUUUGGAUACAGGGAGACUAGUGUGGCUAACAACAUCUGAUCUUUUUGUCUAUUGUCCCAGGCAAGAACAGGCCAGAAUGUUUCUUAAUCAGACUGCUCCAUCUUGCUGAACCAUAACUCACCCACCCUGAGUGUCAAAUGGGCAUUAAGCUUGGUCAAACUUUCCAUAUCAUGUGCACUCCUAUGAAACCGCUUGCAGAGUACAAGGCACAAAGUGAAAAUAAAGACAUCAUGAUGGAAAG